GUUGGGCUGGUUUUAUUUCGUGAAUGUUAAGCUUCCCUGGUGUGAGAAACAGCUCUGGCGAUUUUCCAGUUUUUUCCUGCCUCUAAACUCGCCCGUGUCCAGAACCGAACCGCUGACUCUCCGUCCGUUUCCCUCCGCGUGGCCACCCGGUGUCCGUGACGUCAGCCGGCUGUGCGCAGAUCCCGGAUGGAGCUGGGGGAAGUGAACUGGGCUGCACAAUAAACUGAAGGCUGCGAGGAGAGUAGGAAAAACCUCCAAAAAGAGCCCGCCGCGCAACCGAACUGGACUAAAUCUACUGCACUGGACCUUACAGCGACCGCAGAAAGACGCGCGGACCCGGUUGCGGUGUACUCCGGUAUCGGGAUUGACCCAGUCUCGCCGUGGAAGUUGCUGAGGAUCGAGCCGUAAGAGAGGAAAAAAAAACAGCAGCCAGCGAAAAGGAACCGAGGAAGGAAACACGGGCUUUGGAAAUACGCUCGCCAACCCGACCGUUUUCAAAACUCCUGGCGAUUACAGAGGCUCUGUUGAUGAAUUAUGUCUACCACCAGUAUUGAUCCUCAGACGUCGAAAGGACAAGAUGCUAAAGUGCAAAAUGGCUCACUUCACCAAAAGGAAACGGUCCAUGACAAUGACUUUGAACCAUACCUCACUGGCCAAUCUAAUCCGAACAACAGCUACCAAUCCAUGACUGACCCCUACUUAUCCAGCUACUAUGCGCCAUCCAUUGGGUUCCCCUACCCCCUUAGCGAGGCUCCCUGGUCAACUGGCGGUGACCCUCCCAUUCCCUAUCUCACCCCUUAUGCCCCUCUCAGUAAUGGAGACCAUCAUUUCAUGCACGACACUGUGUUUGGACAGCCAGGGGGUUUGGGCAGUAGCAUCUACCCCCACCGCUUUAAUUUUUUCCCAGAGAACCCUGCUUUCUCAGCCUGGGGCACCAGUGGCUCUCAGGGUCAGCAAACUCAGAGUUCUGCUUACGGGGGCAGCUACAGCUACCCGCCCAGCUCCCUAGGUGGUACCCUGGUGCCGGAUGGGCAGACAGGCUUCCACAGUGACACCCUGAGCAAGGCACCAGGCAUGAACAGUCUGGAGCAGGGCAUGGUUGGGCUAAAGAUUGGCGGUGACGUCACAGGUGGUGGGUCAGGUGUCAAGACCGUGGGUUCAGUGAUUGGCGGCGGGGCAGUGGCAGCAGCGGUAGCCACAGGUAACGGUGGAACCCCUAUAGGCAUGCCACCCCCCAAACCAACAUCCUGGGCAGCCAUUGCGAGUAAGCCGGCAAAACCGCAGCAACUUAAGGUCAAAACCAAACCCGGGAUGACUAUGGCUGGGGGUGCGUUACCUCCACCACCCAUCAAACACAACAUGGACAUUGGCACUUGGGACAACAAGGGGCCCGUGACCAAAGUGGCCUCACCAUUGCCUCCCCAGCACCAGCAGCAGCAUCCACCUCUCUCUCAUGGCCACCUGCCCCCUCACCCCCAUGGGCUCCCUCCCCCUCCGCAGCCACCCAUGCCCUCCGCCCAAUCCCUCACUCAGCAGAUGGGCACGCCGGCUCCACCUCCUCCUCAGCCUUACCAGAAUCACACCUCAGCCCCGCCCCCUCAGACCCGGUGGAUCGCGCCACGAAACCGCAACCCGGGCUAUGGCGGAGGCGGCAGUGUGGACAGCAGUGGCUCCUCCAGUGGUGGGGGUGUGGGCAAUGGGGGUGGAGGUGGACCCCCAGGCUCCGGCGCAGGUGAGUCGCACCCGGUCCUGGAGAAGCUGCGUGCGGCGCACAGCUACAACCCCAAGGACUUCGACUGGAACUUAAAGAACGGUCGUGUGUUCAUCAUUAAGAGCUACUCGGAGGACGAUAUCCACCGAUCCAUCAAGUACUCAAUCUGGUGCAGCACGGAGCAUGGCAACAAGCGGUUGGAUGCGGCCUUCCGAGCCAUCAACGGUAAGGGCCCCGUCUACCUGCUGUUCAGCGUCAACGGCAGUGGGCACUUCUGCGGCGUGGCCGAGAUGCGCUCGCCCGUGGACUACGGUACCAGUGCUGGCGUCUGGGCACAGGACAAGUGGAAAGGCAAAUUUGAUGUGGACUGGCUGUUUGUUAAGGACGUGCCCAACAGUCAGCUCAGGCACAUCCGGCUGGAGAACAACGACAAUAAGCCGGUGACCAACUCACGUGACACGCAGGAGGUGCCUCUGGAAAAGGCCAAGCAGGUGCUGAAGAUCAUCGCCACCUACAAACAUACCACCUCCAUCUUCGAUGAUUUCUCGCACUACGAGAAAAGGCAGGAGGAAGAAGAGGUGGUGAGAAAGAACUAUGAACCUGCUCCAAUCCAGAAUCGAUCCCGACUGGAUCAGGAACGCCAAAAUCGAAGUAAACAGUAGAAGACUGCACCCCCAUAGCUUGAUCAACGGUUGUUUUAGGACUGACCAUUUGAAAAUUAAAUUUAAAAAGAGGACACAAGAAGAAAUUUAAAAAGAAAAACGAACAGCCAUUUUUGUUUUCUCUAUUUAAUUCUGGUGACUUGGGCCAGCGUCGAACUCAAACCUCUGCUCUUCUGGUUCUGGCUCCGUGAGGGAUGAAGUUGAUUUAACGGCAUCGUGGUCUUCUUCGUCUCUUCUGUCGUUUUGUUGGGUUUUCACACACCUCCCUCAUUUAUUAUUUUUUUUCCCCCCAACUUUGACCAACAAUUGUCUGCACAUUUUUUUUUUUUUUUUCCUCCCCAAUUUUUGUUUGGUCCCACCCCAUUCCUCCCUGCUUCCUCUCAACGCUGGCAGUGAGAGUUGUCAAGGUGACUUGAAUGAGUGUUAAAAGCCUGUGAUUACAUUUGUGAGUGUUUGAGAGGAUGUGAUGACAUUGUGGUGGUUGGUAAGGUGGAGGGAGAAGAACCAUCCAGAACCACCGGGGCUGCUCCCCAGCAUCAGUAACUGUACUUGGCCAGUUUAAAUUUGUACAAUCAAGGUGACGUUCUGUGCAUCCUUAUUGUUGUUGGUGUGGGGGUUUCAAAAGGGGUUGACUGAGGAAGGUCCUGGGGGAGUAUAUGUGCAACUGCGUAUAAGGGACAAUGAAAUGUGUCUUGAUAAAAGAUGAUAAUGUUGAUGUAAAAGAAAACUAUAUUUUUUGAAUUAUGUAACACUCAGCUUAUAACUUUUUUGUGUGUGGCUAGUCACAUUGGUCACAAUACUUUUUGAUUUUUUUCCUUUUUUUUUGUUUUCUUUUGUUUUCCUGCUUGGAGCCUUAACAUUUUUAAAGCUAUAGCGUCAUCAAAACCGUUAAGUAAUUGCUGUACUAUACCUCAACAGCAUAAUCAGGGAAAAAGACGUCCCAUGCACCCUCUACCCAAGGGAAGUCAACAUCACUGGCUGGACUAAAGACGAAAAAAUAAUUUACAGUUUGAGUUACGGUUCUGAGCCAAGUGCUAUGAUUCUGUUAUACUCUGCUUAUUGUUUUAAAAGCAGCGUUGUAACUUUGUACUGUUCCACUGAUGCCCAGCAGAGGUCGCUGUUUCUUUGUUUAAGCCAAUUUGAGAGAAAUGUAGCAUUCACUGCUUUUUUUAAAUCAGUCUAGGUGCAUCACUUCCCUUUUUUUUUUGUUUUGUUUUUUUUUUUUUUUUGUUGUUUUUUUUUUUUUUGUGGUUUCUUAACAGAAUUCAGUUUAUUGAUCUUUUCUUCCCCUUGUCCUCAGUAUAAUGCUAAGCUUUAACGUAGGAGCAUAUAAUAACGGAGAACGCCUCAAAUGUGUAACCUGAAAAAUUAAUGUUACUGAUUUACUGUUAAAAGUAAGAAAAAAAACAAAACAAAAAGAGUAUAUGGUUUCUGUGCGUGACGUUUUUUUUCUUUCUUUUUUUAUUUUUAGGACCUGUGUGCGUGCAUGCGUGCGUGCGUGCGUGUGCGCGGUUGUGUGUUUCUGUGUGAAAGAGAGGGAGUGUAUCUUGUGAGGGAUUCAGAUUUAUAUAAUCAUAUAACAGAUGAUUCAUGAGAAUAUAUGACAUACUAAAAAAUUACAAGACAAGCGUUUGUCACCCCUGAAAAUGAAUAUGCAUUGUAUGGAAGGUCACUAUCUAUCACGUUCUUAGAUUUGAUCAUGGUCAUUAUUAAAAUAAUACUAUAUGUUGUAA
This is a messenger RNA of Pygocentrus nattereri (red-bellied piranha), 4106 nucleotides long. RefSeq names its product YTH N(6)-methyladenosine RNA binding protein 1 (gene ythdf1). Gene Ontology annotation, molecular function: N6-methyladenosine-containing RNA reader activity; mRNA binding. Bases 535 to 2373 code for a protein of 612 amino acids. The record is from RefSeq and is a predicted model, not a curated record. Lineage: Eukaryota; Metazoa; Chordata; Actinopteri; Characiformes; Serrasalmidae. Gene Ontology annotation, biological process: mRNA destabilization. Gene Ontology annotation, cellular component: cytoplasm. The transcript is spliced from 6 exons.